Messenger RNA from Physella acuta, 1845 nucleotides. RefSeq lists its product as uncharacterized. The record is from RefSeq and is a predicted model, not a curated record. NCBI's taxonomy places the organism in Eukaryota, Metazoa, Mollusca, Gastropoda, Physidae.
CUGUUGCAAACACAAUACGUUGUGACCAAUUGAAAGACAGAAGAUCUAAUCAAGUAUUGCAUAAACGAGUUCUAGAUUCUACGAUGUCGCCGUUGGAACAUUGUUCUAAGAUGCUGGAUGUACAGAACCCAUGCCAACAAAUUCUGGGUCCCAGACAGUCCGUCAGUUGCUGCUGUACCUGGUCUUCGGCUGACAUGUUCGUCACGACUUGACAUAAGCUCCUCCCGCUUUUGUCUUGUUUAAAGCCAUAAUUUACUUGUCAAAAGUUUGUUUCGUUUUAUAAGUAUGAGCAUAUUAAAAUCAGUGUCUGGGUAAUAUUUAAUGGCUAAACAAGUAACAAAUAAGCUUUUUGAAGGUGGACUGGAGGUCGACGUGCUGGAGAGAGACGAAGGUAUAGGAGCAAAGCGUUGCAAGAAAAAUCCAGGCCAUAAACACUUUAUACCCUGCAAAGACUUUACAAUCAACCACUUGCCUGUACAAUACAGAGACGUUAGAGUUUACCUGCUGAUACAAUGGCUGAUCAGACUCACAGUCAUGAUCACUGUGGGUUUCGUCAGCGAGAAGAGACCGGAUUUUUACCCCGGGACUGAACAAGCAUAUCCAGCUUCCGGUAAGAAAGGGAAGUCAGUCAACAUGAAAGGUAGUGGGAAAGUGUGUAAGGUGACGAAAUUCUCUGAGAAAGAUAACCGGACUUGUGAAUGUAGGAGUUGUAAGAACUCUACCGAGCCUAAGAAAAUCUGGGGUGUUAUUAAUAUCUUCACUGCGACGCAUGUUGUACAUGACGAUUCCGAGGUGAAGAGUUCCGUGUGUACUUUCGAUUUCGACAGGGAGGGGAGUGUUGUGGUGGAACUCCAGGCGGAGGCGUUGGUGAGGGCCAGCGCGGAGAAGGACUGGUGCCGGUUGAGCUGUGUGACCCAUGACGUGGAGAUGCUUCAGAAACUGGAACACGCGUUAGAGAAAUUCGACGAAUGCUGUCAAAAAGUUCAGGACAUAUUUCAACCAAUCACAGACGAGGAUAAUUUGACGGUGAUCGUUUCCCACCCGCAUGGUAUUCCAAAACGCGUUUCUAUUGGUGAAUGGAAGGUGAAGGUCAGGGAUGAGCGAUGUGGUGACCACACCUACUCGUACACCACGCCCACCUGUGGGGGGAGCAGCGGGGCCUACGUCUACAUCCUUGGGGGUGGGAAGCAGUCCUACGACUACUUACACAAAGGCUGCUCCGAAUCAAAUUACUGCACCAAGGGUUGGGAAACGCUAUAGACAGUAAACAAUAAAGAACCCAACAAUUAAACCGACUUUCGAAAUACAUAAAGCCAAGAAACUUGAAAAAAAUAGUAAAGCUAUAAAUCUCUAUAUCACUUUUCCUUAUUAGAAAUACUUGGGAUCUUAAAUUUAUUUGUGAGCACUGUUGACAUUUAAAAUCUGAUUCAACCAUCAAAUGAAACUUUGGCAUAAUCAAUUCACUUGGACUACAUUUCUAUUUUCUUUACAUUUUAAACCAAAUUUGAACCGAGUAUGUUCUGAUUAUAAUCUGAAGUUUAUUGAUUUUAAGACCAAAGUAUAUAGUCCUGGAUUGGUUACAUUUUUAAACAUUUUUAGAGAUGAAACAUAAUUAUAUCAACCUUAAAAAUUUUAUCAAAAUGUAUUUAUCUUAUCAAAUAUGGGAAUCCUAUCUAUGUGAUUAAAACUUCAUAAGGGAUAUAGGCCUAGUCGCUCAAUAUCGUAAUACAAUAUACUCAUUGUCAGUGGCGUAGCGAGGUCGGGUGUCACCCGGUGCGGCACUUAAUGGUGUCAUCCCCCAGAGGCGCAACGACCCUUCCCGGGGACAAACUUUCAAUUUUCGAU